GUACUUUGUGCUGGACUUUGAGACGGGGAUUCUGCAGUAUUUCGUGAAUGAACAAAGUAAAAACCAGAAGCCACGUGGAACCUUGUCUUUAGCUGGAGCUAUAAUAUCACCCAGUGACGAAGUGCCACACAUGUUGGUGGUCUACUCUGCUAAUGGAGAGAUGUAUAAGUUGAGAGCUGCUGAUGCAAAGGAGAAACAGUACUGGAUAACUCAGCUUCGAUCCUGUGCCAAACAUCACAAGGAAGGUAAUUCUAAGGGCAUUUCAUCCUCACGAAGUAGAAGCUCAUCUCUUCUGCCGCCUGGGACAGUUAAUUCUGCAUCUCCUAGUGGCCAGAAACAUAUGAAUCAAAGUGGGCCAACUGUUGUAACCAUUACACAUCACAAAUCACCUGCAGCUGCUCGAAGAGCGAAGACCCAGCGUUCUGGUCAACUCCAUGAAGUCAGAGAGUUUGUGGUGGUGUUGAUGAAAUACAGGUCAAGAUUGCAAGAGGAGUCCUUGCUCAAGAUCAUGAGCCAAGUUGAGGGACAACAGAAGAAUCUUGUACAAGCCAUUGAAGCUCUCCCAAGUUCUGGGCCACUUUCUGCCUUGGAUCAGGACUUGCUGCUUUUAAAAGCUACCUCUGCUGCCACCCUGAGCUGCCUUGGAGAAUGUUUGACUCUGUUACAGCAAAGCAUGCAUCAAGUGGGCCAGCAUCAUAACAGGACACUGUCAUCAGAAGGUAUCCUGGGAUGGCCUGGGCCCAAGUCGCACUCCACAGAGCAACUGAAAAAUGGUGCCCUCAGCUCCUUAUCAUCUGCUAGUGCCAACAUUACAUGGGCAAUAGUACCAUCUGCAGCCCAGGAUGGACAGGCAUUACAACCAAAUACAGAGCAUUCAGCUUCUGAGUUGAUCCUAGUUGAAGAUGAAAUGACAGAUACUGAAGAUAAUGAAGAGGAGGAUUUAGGAGUCAUGGAUGAUCAACGUAGUGUAAUUCUCCAUCUCAUCUCUCAGCUUAAACUUGGCAUGGACCUAACCAGGGUAGUGCUUCCAACAUUUAUUUUGGAGAAAAGAUCCCUGCUGGAGAUGUAUGCAAAUUUCAUGGCCCAUCCAGACCUGUUUUUGUCAAUUGCAGCUGGAGCCACUCCCGAGGAAAGAAUUAUCUGCUUUGUGGAGUAUUAUCUAACAGCUUUUCACGAAGGCCGAAAGGGAGCGGUUGCCAAGAAGCCCUAUAACCCUAUAAUUGGUGAAACGUUUCAUUGCUCGUGGGAUGUGCCUAAAGAUAAAGUGAAAGCAUUCAGAACUAACGGUGCCUCCACGGUUCCUAAGGACCCAACCAAGGAGUUUGGCCAGGACCAGUCCACGUGCUACAAGCUGAGGUUUGUAGCUGAACAAGUAUCCCAUCAUCCACCGGUAUCUUGCUUUUACUGUGAGUGCAAAGAGAAGAAAAUGUGUGUGAACGCUCACGUAUGGACCAAAAGCAAGUUUAUGGGCAUGUCAAUAGGUGUUUCUAUGGUAGGUGAAGGUGUUCUUUACUUGAUGGAACAUGAAGAAGAGUAUGUUUUCACCCUGCCCAGUGCCUAUGCUCGCUCGAUACUUACCAUCCCAUGGGUGGAGCUUGGAGGGAAAGUCAACAUCAGUUGUGCCAGAACAGGCUAUUCUGCUACGGUCACAUUCCAUACCAAGCCAUUCUACGGAGGAAAGGUCCACAGGGUUACAGCUGAAGUGAAACACAAUCCCACUAACACCAUUGUAUGCAAGGCACAGGGAGAAUGGAACGGUACUCUGGAAUUUACUUACAGCAAUGGAGAAACCAAAGUGAUUGACACUAACAAACUGCCUGUUAUCAGGAAAAAGAUUAGGCCGAUAGCAAAGCAAGGCCCACUGGAAUCAAGGCACCUUUGGCAACAUGUCACCAAUUCUCUGAAAGAAGGUAAUAUUGAUGCAGCAACAGAACACAAGCACCGCCUUGAAGAGAGACAGCGAGCAGAAGAGAGGCAACGUGUGGCUCUUACAAUGCCGUGGAAACCAAAAUAUUUUGCCAAAGAGGGUGAUGGUUGGCUAUACUUGAAUCCUCUCUGGAAGACUCACUGACGGGACAGAGCAGUUGCCUCAUAACUUUACCUUAAAGGCAUUAAAAUGAUACAGUAUAUAACUU
Molecule: messenger RNA, 2135 nt
Organism: Haliaeetus leucocephalus (bald eagle)
Lineage: Eukaryota; Metazoa; Chordata; Aves; Accipitriformes; Accipitridae
Gene: OSBPL10
Product: oxysterol binding protein-like 10
Exons: 12
Cellular component (GO): cytosol; membrane; intracellular membrane-bounded organelle
Molecular function (GO): cholesterol binding
Source: RefSeq, a predicted model, not a curated record